GCGGAGGUCUUUGGACAGUAUCGAUUCCACCUAUCCACAAGCAUGGGGAAUAUCUUUGCAAACCUCUUCAAGGGCCUUUUUGGCAAAAAAGAAAUGCGCAUUCUCAUGGUAGGCCUGGAUGCUGCAGGGAAGACAACAAUUCUAUACAAACUGAAGCUGGGCGAAAUUGUGACCACCAUUCCUACCAUUGGUUUCAAUGUGGAGACUGUUGAAUACAAGAAUAUCAGCUUCACGGUGUGGGAUGUGGGUGGCCAGGACAAGAUCCGGCCACUGUGGCGCCACUACUUCCAGAACACCCAAGGCUUGAUCUUCGUAGUGGACAGCAAUGACAGAGAGCGUGUGAACGAGGCCCGUGAAGAGCUCAUGAGGAUGCUAGCUGAAGAUGAGCUCCGAGAUGCUGUUCUCUUGGUGUUUGCCAACAAGCAGGACCUCCCCAAUGCCAUGAAUGCGGCUGAAAUCACGGACAAGCUGGGGCUGCACUCUCUACGCCACAGGAACUGGUACAUUCAGGCCACCUGUGCCACCAGCGGGGACGGGCUCUAUGAAGGACUAGAUUGGUUGUCUAAUCAGCUCCGGAACCAGAAGUGAACCAGACCCCUCCCUCCCCCUCACUUCCUCUUCUCCGCCCUCAGCUUUCCUUUCAUGUGGCAAAC
Mus pahari (shrew mouse) is the source of this 653-nucleotide messenger RNA. Its product is annotated as ADP-ribosylation factor 1. Bases 43 to 588 code for a protein of 181 amino acids. Gene Ontology annotation, molecular function: GTPase activity; GTP binding. Gene Ontology annotation, cellular component: plasma membrane; cytoplasm. Gene Ontology annotation, biological process: vesicle-mediated transport; intracellular protein transport. Lineage: Eukaryota; Metazoa; Chordata; Mammalia; Rodentia; Muridae. The transcript has a single exon. The record is from RefSeq and is a predicted model, not a curated record.